CUGGUUGUGCUCUUGACUUUGGGUAACAAAAAGUUAGAAGUAUUCUAGUGAAAGUAUUACAGUUAUUGGAUAUAUUUUGGAGAGUAUUCAUCAGGCUGCAUGCUUCAUGCAAUCAUAUAGUUGCCAUGUGUUUCACACAGCAAAGUUGAUUGUAUGUUGCUUGCUUACUGAACGCAGCUUGCUAGCUUAGCUAGCUAGCUCAGCUCUGGCAAAAAUGAAACGUUUUAUGCGGGCAACAGUUUUUAUCUUUGUUUUGUCCUUGAAAUUACCCCAGUCUUUUUGCUCCUUGUAUGAGAUCUCAGUUGAUGUCGGCAGGCCAUUAAGACGGUUGGAACAUUUCUGGAGAAGCACUGGUUUCUGCCCUCCUCUCCCACACACCCAGGCUGACCAGUAUGACCUGAGUAGGGACCAGGAGCUGAACAUGGCCUACGUGGGCUCCGUGCCCCACGGGGGGAUCAAGCAGGUCCGCAUCCACUGGAUGCUCGAGCUGGUCUCAGCACAAGUUAACAAAGGAGUUCUGUACUACAACUUUACUAAACUGGACCAGCUGAUCGACCUCUUAUGGCUCAAUGGACUACGACCAGGUUUUGAAUUGAUGGGCAGUGUUUCCAACUACUUCACCGACUUUGAGGACAAAAGACAAGUGCUUGAAUGGAGGAACUUGGUGUAUCUCAUUGCAAAGAGAUACAUUGAGAAGUACGGGUUAGAAAAUGUCUCCCAGUGGAACUUCGAGACAUGGAAUGAACCCAACAACCAUGAUUUUGACAACGUCACUGUGUCAAUCGAAGGGUUUUUAAACUACUACGAUGCUUGCUCUGAGGGUCUGCGGGCAGCAAACGGUGCCCUGAGGUUUGGAGGUCCAGGAGAUUCCUGCCACCCCGCCCCCCACUCCCCCUACUGCUGGGCCAUGCUACAGCACUGCUACAACGGAACCAACGUCUUCACUGGAGAGACAGGGGUCCGCCUGGACUACAUCGCCCUGCAUAAGAAGGGGGGAGGCUAUUCCCUACCCAUCAUGCAACAGGAGAUCCAGACUGUGAGAGAGAUCCAGGAGCGGUUCCCUAGCUUCCGGGCCUUGCCUGUGUACAAUGACGAGGCAGACCCCCUGGUGGGCUGGUCCAGACCCCAGCCUUGGAGGGCCGACGUGACCUACGCUGCCAUGGUGGUCAAGGUUAUCUCCCAGCACCAGGACUUGCUGCUGGCUGACCGCAACAACACCAUCAACUACACCCUGCUGAGCAACGACAACGCCUUCCUCAGCUACCACCCGCACCCCUUCACCCAGCGCACCUUGACAGCCCGCUUCCAGGUCAACAACACCCAGCCGCCCCACAUCCAGCUGCUCAGAAAGCCUGUGCUCACCGUCAUGGGCCUGCUGGCGCUGCUAGGAGAGACCCAGGUGUUCACUCAGGUGGUGGCAGAGGGAGGGUCUGUCAACGGCACCGUGGGGGUCCUGGCCAGCACCCACGCCCCCCUCGUGCCAGGCACCUCGGACACCUGGCAGACCACAGUGCUGGUCUACAACAGCGAUGACAACAGCACCUCCACCUCCACCGACCACCUCUCUGUGUCCCUCCAGGCCCUCCCGGCACACAAGGGUCUUGUGUAUGUGACCUAUUACCUGGACAACAACGUAACCAACCCCUACCAGCUGUGGCAGAGCAUGGGCAGCCCUGACUACCCCACCCCAGAGCAGUUCAGACGACUCAGGAGCAUGGAGGACCCGGUGAUGGAAGGACCCUUGCCUGUGCCUGUCAGGGGCACUUUGACCCUGAAGGUCAAGCUCCUUGUGCCUUCCGUCGUCCUGCUCCACGUGUGUGCCCAGCCCGGGACGGUGCCAGGCCAGGUUAAUGGAUUGCGAUUCAUUGGCAUAACCAAAGGCCAAGUCCUGGUCAUAUGGUCAGAUCAUUGUGUCAAUUCAAAAUGCAUCAAGACAUAUGAGGUGGAGUUGUCCCAAGAUCAGAAGACCUUCCUCAGAGUAAACACCAAAGACUCCAUCUUCACCUCAUAUGUGUUCUCCCCAGAGAGCCGGGAGGUGAGCGGUGUCUACAGAGUUAGGGCUGUGGACUACUGGGAGCGUCCUGGGGAGUAUUCACUCAUGGAGAGAUACUCAGAGGCACACUAAGGAACCAGGCUUAUGGUCCAACAGCAGCAGCUUGAGGUUUUUGACCAAACGAAUGUCUUACAGUGAUAGUAUUUGUCCAUUGACAUAAAUACUGUUUUGCGAUAUUAGACAUUGUCGGUUCGCUUCAAGUAUAAAUAUGCAGUUUUAUUUUUUUCAAUCAUGU
Messenger RNA from Osmerus eperlanus (European smelt), 2288 nucleotides. RefSeq names its product alpha-L-iduronidase (gene idua). Lineage: Eukaryota; Metazoa; Chordata; Actinopteri; Osmeriformes; Osmeridae. The transcript is spliced from 14 exons. The record is from RefSeq and is a predicted model, not a curated record. The coding region runs from base 215 to 2125 and encodes 636 amino acids. Gene Ontology annotation, biological process: carbohydrate metabolic process. Gene Ontology annotation, molecular function: protein binding; L-iduronidase activity.